Messenger RNA from Sphenostylis stenocarpa, 975 nucleotides. The record is from the annotation of a GenBank genome assembly. Lineage: Eukaryota; Viridiplantae; Streptophyta; Magnoliopsida; Fabales; Fabaceae.
AUGGUGAAAGCUAUCAGAGUUCACCAACUCGGUGGCCCUCAGGUUUUGAAGUGGGAGGAUGUGGAAAUUGGAGAGCCAAAAGAAGGCGAGGUUCGUGUGAGGAACAAAGCUGUUGGGGUUAAUUUCAUUGAUGUCUAUUUUCGCACAGGAGUUUAUAAAGUCCCCUCUUUACCCUACACUCCAGGUGUGGAGGGUGCUGGGGUGGUCACGGCUGUGGGUGUUGGAGUCACUGAUAUACAAGUUGGAGAUACUGUAGCUUAUUCAUGUCAACCUCUGGGCUCAUAUGCUGAGGAGCACAUUCUUCCUGCAAGAAAUCUAGUACCCCUCCCUCCCACAAUUGACCCCAUUAUUGGGGCAUCCAUCAUGUCCAAGGGCAUGACGACUCGUUAUUUGCUUCAACAAUGUUUCAAGGUUGAACCUGGUCACACAAUUCUUGUACAUGCAGCAGCUGGUGGAGUAGGAUCCUUAUUGUGCCAAUGGGCAAAUGCUCUUGGUGCAACCGUUAUUGGAACUGUAUCCAAUAAUUUGAAGGCAGCUCACGCCAAGGAGGAUGGAUGCCAUCAUGUAAUAUUAUACACAGAAGAUGAUUUUGUUGCUCGUGUCAACGAAAUUACAUCAGGCAAUGGAGUUGAAGUAGUCUAUGAUUCCGUGGGGAAAGAUACAUUUGAGGGAUCUUUGGCUUGCUUGAAGCUUCGAGGUUACAUGGUAAGUUUUGGGCAAUCAUCAGGUACACCUGAUCCAGUUCCAUUAUCUUCCCUGGCUACAAAGUCCUUGUUCCUGACAAGACCUACCUUAAAGCAUUACAAUGUCACUCGGGAUGAGCUAUUGGAGGCUGCUGGAGAGUUGUUUUCCAAGGUUGCUUCUGGUGUCUUAAAGGUGCGGGUUAAUGGGACUUAUCCGUUGUCUGAGGCAGCAAGAGCACAUGAAGACCUGGAGAAUCGGAAGACUACAGGAUCUGUUGUGUUGCUUCCCUAA